UUUUAACUGACGUACCACCCACACUUCCGGUCCACAUGUAAACGACAGCCAGUUACUAUCGAUUGAUAGUUUUUGUGAAGAAUUGCCAUUUAAACGUAUUUUCUUCUCUGCGACUUUUCAGCGUCUGGCGGAAAACAUGAAGCUGCUCACACACAACAUGUUGACAUCUCAUGUGAAGGGAGUCAUUAAAGGAUAUCCACUGCUUAUCAAGGCGACUGAGGUGAAGGUGAACGAGGUGGAGUUCAACCCACAGUUUGUCAGCAGGAUGAUCCCCAAACUAGAGUGGAGCGCCCUGGUCCAGGCUGCAGAAGAGUUGGGUCAGCGACAGGACCUGCCGAGCGAUUUGGUACCAGACUAUGAAACAAAUGAAGAGUUCCUGAAGAAAGUCCACAGAGUCCUGUUAGAGGUGGAGGUGGUGGAGGGCUGUCUGCAGUGUCCUGAAUCUGGACGGGAGUUCCCCAUCUCCAGAGGGAUCCCCAACAUGCUGCUGAACGAAGACGAGGUCUAGACAGCGGCUCCACGUCCUAUUUAACCUCAACAGCCCUCAUACACAGCUUCACCCCGAACUGUCACUCAGAUGGGAUUGUGGGUAGUCGGAGAGAGGAGCAGCUGGACUCUGGUUGAGUUGGUGCCAUGAGAAAACAGGCCACAGUGUUUGGUUGAUUGUAGUUAUGACAUUAAAGCGGCUGAUGCUGCCCUUCAGCCGAACAGAUUUAUCGAGUUACACAUGGAAAUGUUCCCGGGGAAUAACCCCCAGUGGUUUUAUCUGUAUUUAUUUUUGUAAAUUGUUUUGGGGUUUUUUCUUUUUCAAUAAAACUGUCCUGAUUUCCAUGA
Messenger RNA from Sphaeramia orbicularis (orbiculate cardinalfish), 834 nucleotides. It is a transcript of the gene trmt112, whose product is annotated as tRNA methyltransferase activator subunit 11-2. Gene Ontology annotation, biological process: rRNA (guanine-N7)-methylation; tRNA methylation; peptidyl-glutamine methylation. The record is from RefSeq and is a predicted model, not a curated record. The transcript has 4 exons. The coding region runs from base 137 to 508 and encodes 123 amino acids. Lineage: Eukaryota; Metazoa; Chordata; Actinopteri; Kurtiformes; Apogonidae. Gene Ontology annotation, molecular function: protein heterodimerization activity.